Molecule: messenger RNA, 924 nt
Organism: Antrostomus carolinensis (chuck-will's-widow)
Lineage: Eukaryota; Metazoa; Chordata; Aves; Caprimulgiformes; Caprimulgidae
Gene: TAF1C
Product: TATA-box binding protein associated factor, RNA polymerase I subunit C
Exons: 8
Biological process (GO): transcription by RNA polymerase I
Cellular component (GO): fibrillar center
Molecular function (GO): protein binding; RNA polymerase I core promoter sequence-specific DNA binding
Source: RefSeq, a predicted model, not a curated record
AUGAACCACCUCUAUUUCCAGGACGUGGUGCUGGAGGAGCUGCCCUGCGCCCACGGCUCCCCGGCGCAGUUUGAGCUCAACGGGCGCAUCCGGCAAGUGGCUGCCGCUAGGGGGGGUGGGGAAGAUUUCGUUGGUGUCCGCUCAGACUAUCACUGUGGUGUUUGGAGGGUGCCGGGCAGGGUGGGGGCAGCCCCCACCCCGCUGCAGGUGAUCCACACCAGCACACCUGCCUCCUGCCUCACCGUCAGCCCUCACCUCCCCGGGGAGCUGGCUGUCUGCACCCAGACUGGAUCUGUCUACCUCUGGAGCAUCGAGAUGGGGCUGCAGCGGCUCCGCCACGACCCCCAGACCAUGUUUUUUCGGGACCAUUCGCCUUGGCGCUGGAGCGACUUCACUGCCCACCCGCGGGUGCUGAGCUGCGCCGACCGCACGGGCCUGCAGUGCCUGGAUGCCCGGGCACCCGAGAGAUGCCACUUCGACUUGUUCAAGGUGGGUGAGGAAGCUGGCUGCCAGCAGGGCGAGCGUGUGGUGCUGCCCAUGUACCUGGGCAGGGCUCACCCCUCCCAGCACCUCAUCACCACCCAGUUCUCUGUGUAUGUGCUGGACGAGCGCUUGCCGCUGGUGCCCAUGCUGAAGUGGGUGCACAUGAUGAAGGAGCCCCUGCUGCUAUUCCAGCUCUCCGAGGCUGGGGACGUCUUCUGCCAGUGGCUGACCCAUGAGGUGGCACAGCCCCUUGAUGUCACCUCGGGGGAUGAGGCUGCACCAGCCCCCGGCUCUUCCCCUCUCUUCGAGUCUCCAUCCAGCAGACCACCGGGCUUGGGCAGUGAGGAAGAAGAGGAGGAGGAGGAAGAGCAAACUUUCUAUUUGUCCAACCUGGAGGUGAUUAUUAAUGAGGAAGAGGAGGAGGAGGAGGUGGGCACACCA